AUGGAGGCGAGCGCCGGGCUGAUCGCCGGCUCCCACAACCGGAACGAGCUCGUCGUCAUCCGUCGCGACGGCGAUCCCGGGCCGAAGCCGCUGCGGCAGCCGAACGGGCAGGUAUGCCAGAUUUGCGGCGACGACGUCGGUCUCGCCCCCGGUGGGGAGCCCUUCGUGGCCUGCAACGAGUGUGCCUUCCCCGUCUGCCGGGACUGCUACGAGUACGAGCGCCGGGAGGGCACGCAGAACUGCCCCCAGUGCAAGACCCGGUACAAGCGCCUCAAGGGCUGCGCGCGUGUGCCCGGGGAUGAGGAAGAGGACGGCGUCGACGACCUGGAGAACGAGUUCAACUGGAACGACGGCAAUGAGUCGCAGUACGGCGCCGAGUCGCUCCAUGGCCACAUGACCUACGGCCGUGGAGGUGACCUUAAUGGCGUCCAGCAGCCUUUCCAGCUGAACCCCAAUGUUCCCCUCCUCACCAACGGGCAGAUGGUGGAUGACAUCCCGCCGGAGCAGCACGCUCUGGUCCCGUCUUUCAUGGGCGGUGGGGGCAAGAGGAUCCACCCACUUCCGUAUGCGGAUCCCAGUUUACCUGUGCAACCAAGGUCCAUGGACCCAUCCAAGGAUCUUGCUGCGUAUGGGUAUGGUAGCGUUGCUUGGAAGGAGAGGAUGGAGAGCUGGAAGCAGAAGCAGGAGAGGAUGCACCAGAUGAGGAAUGAUGGAGGUGGUGAUGAUGGGGAUGACGCUGAUCUUCCACUAAUGGAUGAAGCAAGACAACCACUGUCCAGAAAAAUUCCAAUUCCAUCAAGCCAGAUUAAUCCAUAUAGGAUGAUUAUCAUUAUUCGACUUGUGGUUGUGGGGUUCUUCUUCCACUAUCGAGUGAUGCAUCCAGUGAAUGAUGCAUUUGCUUUGUGGCUCAUAUCUGUUAUCUGUGAAAUCUGGUUUGCCAUGUCUUGGAUCCUUGAUCAAUUCCCAAAAUGGUUCCCUAUUGAGAGAGAGACUUAUCUAGACCGGCUGUCGUUGAGGUUCGACAAGGAAGGCCAGCCAUCUCAACUUGCUCCAGUUGAUUUCUUUGUCAGUACAGUUGAUCCAUUAAAGGAACCUCCUUUGGUCACAGCAAAUACUGUUCUAUCUAUCCUCGCGGUGGAUUAUCCAGUUGAUAAGGUUUCUUGCUAUGUUUCUGAUGAUGGUGCUGCAAUGCUAACAUUUGAAGCAUUGUCUGAAACAUCUGAAUUUGCAAAGAAAUGGGUUCCUUUCUGCAAAAGGUACAAUAUUGAACCUCGUGCUCCAGAGUGGUACUUCCAACAGAAGAUAGACUACUUGAAAGAUAAGGUGGCGGCAAGCUUUGUUAGGGAGAGGAGAGCAAUGAAGAGAGAGUAUGAGGAAUUCAAGGUCAGAAUCAAUGCCUUGGUUGCUAAAGCCCAGAAAGUUCCUGAAGAAGGAUGGACAAUGCAAGAUGGAACCCCCUGGCCUGGAAACAAUGUUCGUGAUCACCCUGGAAUGAUUCAGGUCUUCCUUGGUCAAAGUGGAGGUCUUGAUUGCGAGGGAAAUGAGCUACCACGCUUGGUUUAUGUUUCAAGAGAAAAACGGCCAGGCUAUAACCAUCAUAAGAAAGCUGGUGCUAUGAAUGCACUGGUCCGAGUCUCUGCUGUACUAACAAAUGCUCCCUAUUUGUUGAACUUGGAUUGUGAUCACUACAUCAACAACAGCAAGGCUAUAAAAGAAGCAAUGUGCUUUAUGAUGGAUCCCUUACUAGGAAAGAAGGUUUGCUAUGUGCAGUUCCCUCAAAGAUUUGAUGGGAUUGAUCGUCAUGACCGAUAUGCUAAUAGGAAUGUCGUCUUUUUCGAUAUCAACAUGAAAGGUUUGGAUGGUAUUCAAGGCCCGAUCUAUGUUGGUACUGGAUGUGUAUUUAGAAGGCAGGCAUUAUAUGGUUAUGAUGCCCCUAAAUCAAAGAAGCCACCAUCAAGGACUUGCAACUGCUGGCCAAAGUGGUGCUUUUGCUGUUGCUGCGGUGGUAACAGAAAGCACAAGAAGAAGACUACCAAACCCAAAACAGAGAAGAAAAAGAGAUUAUUAUUUUUCAAGAAAGAAGAAAAUCAAUCCCCUGCAUAUGCUCUUGGUGAAAUUGACGAAGCUGCUCCAGAAAAUGAAAAGGCUGGUAUUGUAAAUCAACAAAAAUUAGAAAAGAAAUUUGGCCAGUCUUCUGUUUUUGUUACAUCCACCCUUCUUGAGAAUGGUGGGACCUUGAAGAGUGCAAGUCCAGCUUCUCUUUUGAAAGAAGCCAUCCAUGUCAUUAGUUGUGGAUAUGAAGACAAGACUGACUGGGGAAAAGAGAUUGGCUGGAUCUAUGGAUCAGUUACAGAAGAUAUUCUUACUGGCUUCAAGAUGCAUUGUCAUGGUUGGCGGUCAAUUUACUGCAUCCCUAAACGGCCCGCGUUCAAAGGUUCUGCACCCCUGAAUCUUUCUGAUCGUCUUCAUCAGGUCCUUCGGUGGGCUCUUGGGUCUAUUGAAAUUUUCUUCAGCAACCAUUGCCCUCUUUGGUAUGGGUAUGGUGGUGGUUUGAAAUUUUUGGAAAGGUUUUCCUACAUCAACUCCAUCGUAUAUCCUUGGACGUCUAUUCCCCUCUUGGCUUACUGUACAUUGCCUGCCAUUUGUUUGCUGACGGGAAAAUUUAUCACUCCAGAGCUAAACAAUGUUGCCAGCCUCUGGUUCAUGUCACUUUUCAUCUGUAUUUUUGCUACAAGCAUCCUAGAAAUGAGAUGGAGUGGUGUUGGCAUUGAUGAUUGGUGGAGGAAUGAGCAGUUUUGGGUCAUUGGAGGUGUGUCCUCGCACCUCUUUGCUGUGUUCCAAGGACUUCUCAAGGUCAUAGCUGGUGUAGAUACAAGCUUCACUGUGACAUCAAAGGGUGGUGACGAUGAAGAGUUCUCAGAGCUAUAUACAUUCAAAUGGACAACCUUACUGAUACCUCCCACCACUCUGCUCCUGUUGAACUUCAUUGGUGUGGUUGCUGGAGUUUCGAAUGCUAUCAAUAACGGAUAUGAAUCAUGGGGGCCUCUCUUCGGGAAGCUGUUCUUUGCAUUUUGGGUGAUCGUGCAUCUGUAUCCAUUCCUGAAAGGUUUGGUUGGAAGGCAAAACAGGACCCCAACAAUUGUCAUCGUCUGGUCCAUUCUGCUGGCUUCUAUCUUCUCACUCCUUUGGGUCCGGGUCGAUCCUUUCCUAGCAAAGAAUGAUGGCCCGCUUCUUGAGGAGUGUGGUUUGGAUUGCAACUAGGAGGUCAGCAUAUCAGCUCCCCCAUCACCGAAUGCUUGAAGAAAUGUUUACAAUGUCCCCUCUGUAGAUAGAGACAUGAAAUGUCUCGUUUCUUUUGAUCCAUGGUGGUAGCUCAGCCUCAUGUCUGGGACAUAGUGGGGAAAAUGGAGGCUGCGGUAAUCCUUGUGCAGUUGGGCCGUGGAAUACAGCAAAUGCAAGCGUUUUAUUGUUCAGCAUUCUUUAUUGGGCGCAAAAUUGAUUGGGUGAGCCGAAGAGAAAGGUCUGCGCUGCUCCCAUGUACAAACCUGGUUCUGAAUAAGGCAGGCGGGAAUGCAUCUGCCAGUGGAACAGAGCAACAUGCACAGUAUUUAUGCGGCGAAUCGUGUGUGCCUGCCCAUUGAAGGGCUUGCUCAUUACAUGUUCGUCUAUAUAUACUAGAAAAACAGAAUAUUAGUGGUUAGUUUCUAUAGUUAAAAGUGUGUGAACUGUAAAGGCGUGUUUUUGGUCGUCACAAUUUGUUUUCGUGACAUUUUCGUCAUAGAAGAAAAGUUCUAAGGAUGAAUGUGGCUGGAUACAAACAAUAUAUUGCUGGGAUUUCUGCUUACUGUCUCGAGGUAAGAAAAAAAAACUUUUUGCUGUCA
This is a messenger RNA of Setaria italica (foxtail millet), 3881 nucleotides long. RefSeq names its product probable cellulose synthase A catalytic subunit 3 [UDP-forming]. Lineage: Eukaryota; Viridiplantae; Streptophyta; Magnoliopsida; Poales; Poaceae. Gene Ontology annotation, biological process: plant-type primary cell wall biogenesis; cellulose biosynthetic process. The record is from RefSeq and is a predicted model, not a curated record. Bases 1 to 3261 code for a protein of 1086 amino acids. Gene Ontology annotation, molecular function: cellulose synthase (UDP-forming) activity. Gene Ontology annotation, cellular component: plasma membrane; trans-Golgi network. The transcript is spliced from 14 exons.